Molecule: messenger RNA, 2857 nt
Organism: Bufo bufo (common toad)
Lineage: Eukaryota; Metazoa; Chordata; Amphibia; Anura; Bufonidae
Gene: CANX
Product: calnexin
Exons: 15
Coding region: 109-1962 (617 amino acids)
Biological process (GO): protein folding
Cellular component (GO): endoplasmic reticulum membrane; endoplasmic reticulum
Molecular function (GO): calcium ion binding
Source: RefSeq, a predicted model, not a curated record
UCCCCCUCUGCUUCACUCCCGGCAGGACACGUGACGGAGCGGUUGGUGCAGCGACGGAGGGUAGCCGGUGUCUGUGGAGGAGGAGGGGAGAACCCUGUUCGUACGAUCAUGGAUCUGAAAUGGCUUUUUUGCUUGACCUACCUGGUUAUUGGUGCUGUGAUGAUAAAUGCUCAUGAUGGGCAUCACCAUGGCCACCACCAUCAUGAACAUGACCACGACCACGACCAUGAUGAUGGACUAGACAUAGAAGAUGACAUAGAUGAUCUCCUUGAUGAUCCCGAAGAGCCAGAACCAGAAACCAGUACUCCACCCCCUGCUCCUAAGGUAACUUACAAAAUGCCGGUCCCAAUUGGUGAAGUCUAUGUUGCAGAGUCAUUUGACAAGGGAACGUUGGAUGGGUGGGUUCUUUCUAAGGCCAAGAAGGAUGACACAGAUGAUGAGAUUGCUAAAUAUGAUGGCAAAUGGGAAGUGGUGGAGAUGAAAGAGACUAAACUCCCCGGGGACAAAGGACUUCUGCUGGCGUCACGUGCCAAACAUCAUGCAGUUGCCAUCAAGCUUAAAAAGCCCUUCGUCUUUGAUAAAAAGCCUUUGAUUAUGCAGUAUGAAGUAAAUUUUCAGAGUGGAAUAGAAUGUGGAGGAGCAUAUGUGAAGCUACUGUCCAAAACCUCGGAUCAGAACCUAGAUCAUUUCCAUGAUAAGACACCUUACACCAUCAUGUUUGGUCCUGACAAGUGUGGUGAGGAUUACAAACUGCACUUUAUCUUCCGUCACAAGAACCCCAAGACUGGAGAGUAUGAAGAGAAGCAUGCAAAGAAACCAGAUGCAGACCUGAAAUCCUUUUUCACAGACAAGAAAACCCAUCUUUAUACUUUAAUACUGAAUCCAGAUAACACAUUUGAGGUCCUGGUUGACCAAACUGUUGUAAACCGUGGCAGCCUACUUACUGAUGUGAAUCCCACCGUCAACCCACCUAGUGAAAUUGAGGAUCCUGAUGACAGGAAGCCUGAAGAUUGGGAUGAGAGACCAAAAAUACCUGAUCCUGAUGCUGUCAAGCCUGAUGACUGGGAUGAAGAUGCUCCCUCAAAGAUCCCAGAUGACAACGCAGUAAAACCAGAAGGAUGGUUGGAUGAUGAACCAGAGUACAUUGGUGACCCUGAUGCUGAAAAGCCUGAAGACUGGGAUGAAGAUAUGGAUGGUGAAUGGGAGGCACCACAGGUGGCAAACCCCAAAUGUGCAUCUGCUCCUGGCUGCGGAGUGUGGCAAAGGCCAACAAUUGACAACCCUAACUACAAAGGAAAAUGGAAGGCACCAAUGAUCGAUAACCCCAAUUACCUGGGUAUCUGGAAACCACGCAAAAUCCCCAAUCCAGAUUACUUUGAGGACCUGGAACCAUUCAAGAUGACUCCAUUCUAUGCUAUGGGUCUGGAAUUGUGGUCUAUGACUUCUGAUAUUUUCUUUGACAACUUUAUCAUAUGCUCAGACAGAGCUGUGGCUGAUCAGUGGGGAAAUGAUGGCUGGGGUCUGAAGAAAGCAGCUGACGGUGCUGCUGAGCCAAGUGUUGUUGGGCAGAUGAUGGCAGCAGCUGAAGAAAGACCAUGGUUGUGGAUAGUCUACAUUCUGACUGUGGCUUUGCCAGUCUUCCUAGUUAUCCUGUUCUGCUGUUCAGGCAAGAAGCAAACACCAGAUGCAAGCCACAAAAAGACUGAUGCCCCACAACCUGAUAUAGAGGAGGAGGAGGAGGAGGAGGAAAAAGAGACCAACAAGGAGGAUAAAGAUGAGGCUGCUGAAGAGCAGGCUGAAGAGCAGGCUGAAGAGCAAGCACCUGAAGAAGGGGAGGGAGAUGCUGGGCAUGGAAGUAACGAAGAAGAGGAAGAGGAAGAUGAUGAAGAGAAGGAAAGCAAACCUCAGGAGGAUGAUAUAAUGCGACGAUCCCCAAGAAAUCGAAAAUCUAGAAGAGAUUAAAAGAUGUGUGGGGGGAAAAAAAUCUACCUACGAACUUGAAUUAUUUGGCAAAUUUAAUAUAAAAACCUUGCAAUUUAUGCAGAGUUGCAACAAUAUGACCACCCUGGUUUUCCGUGUGCUAAAGCCACAAGAUGUGUUACCAGCACAUCACAGACGAAAACUCAGCGCGUCUGCAACUGUGGCAAAGUAAAUCCAUGAUUUUUGUGUUUAACCUUAGUUGACCUCUCUGUGGGGAUAUGCAGUGUAUGAUGAACUAACUGUAUUGUUUCUUUGGGUUUAAAGAUCGCUUAAAAAAAGAACAAUAUAGUAUUGCCAAACUCUUCCAAAUGUCAGUGUAUAAAAUGUAUUAAUCCUAGGGAGAAAAAAAUUAUGAAAAACUUUAGGAAAUAUUGAUGGCCAUUAAAAGCAGAGGUUCUCUACUUUUUAAGAGCUUGUCUGGUGCUCUGUCCACUAAUGUUAGAACUCACUCCCCUUCAGUUGUCCCUUUUUUUUUAUCUGUUCCACGUAUCCUUAUUAAAAGUACUCCCUAAAUGUGCAGUACAUGCUGAUUGGGUUCUAGAAGGCAUGUUUCUACCAUGAUUUCAUGCAUGCUGCCUUUGGGUUCUGUUAAGCCGCUUGCACUGUCUCAUAAAAGUUAGCCUUAUGGACCAAAAUAUAAAAAAACAGAAACCCAUAAAGUUGUCCAUAAGCCGGUUCAAGAUCUCCUCCCUUCCCUGUGUGAGGGUGCGCAUAUGUAAAUAUAAAUAUAUACAUACAGUAGAUUUGCUUUGUGUGCUUUCAUCGUCUUUCCUUUUUUAUAGUGACUUUACACUGUUCCUUUAAAGUAUAGGUUAACUUAAAAAAAUAAAUUAAAAAAAAAAAAGACUUCAUUAGGUUCUUGAACUGUUUCCUGCAG